UUGGCUAGUGGGGUUUGGGGGGGCAGUGGGUGCACGGAGCCUGGUUCGUGACUGCCAGCCAGCCGGCAAGUAGACAGUCCCUGCGGUGGGUGGGGGAGGCGGAGGCGGCCAGCCUGGUGGCCGCGGGCCGCGUGGCCCAGUGGCCCAGUGGCGGCGGAGCCAUGGUCUCUAAACUGAGCCAGCUGCAGACAGAGCUCCUGGCGGCCCUGCUAGAGUCGGGCCUGAGCAAAGAGGCGCUGAUCCAGGCUUUGGGGGAGCCCGGGCCCUACCUGCUGGCUGGCGAUGGUCCCCUGGAAAAGGGGGAGUCCUGUGGUGGAAGCCGAGGGGAGCUGGCCGAGCUGCCCAAUGGGCUGGGGGAGACGCGGGGCUCCGAGGACGACACCGACGACGAUGGCGAAGACUUCACGCCACCCAUCCUCAAAGAGCUGGAGACCCUCAGCCCCGAGGAGGCGGCCCACCAGAAAGCGGUGGUGGAGACCCUUCUGCAGGAGGACCCAUGGCGCGUGGCAAAGAUGGUGAAGUCCUAUCUGCAGCAGCACAACAUCCCUCAGCGGGAGGUGGUCGACACCACUGGCCUCAAUCAGUCCCACUUGUCCCAGCACCUCAACAAGGGCACCCCCAUGAAGACGCAGAAGCGAGCAGCGCUGUACACCUGGUACGUCCGCAAGCAGCGAGAGGUGGCGCAGCAGUUCACCCAUGCGGGGCAGGGUGGGCUGAUGGAAGAGCCCACAGGUGAUGAGCUGCCAACGAAGAAGGGGCGGAGGAACCGUUUCAAAUGGGGCCCAGCAUCCCAACAGAUCCUGUUCCAGGCCUACGAGAGGCAGAAGAACCCCAGCAAGGAGGAGCGAGAGACCUUGGUGGAGGAAUGCAAUAGGGCAGAGUGCAUCCAGAGAGGAGUGUCACCAUCGCAGGCACAGGGACUGGGCUCCAACCUUGUCACAGAGGUGCGUGUCUACAACUGGUUUGCUAACCGGCGCAAGGAAGAAGCCUUUCGUCACAAACUGGCCAUGGACACAUACAGUGGGCCCCCAUCAGGGCCAGGCCCGGGACCUACGCUGCCUGCUCACAGCUCCCCUGGCCUGCCCCCAGCAGCCCUCUCCCCCAGUAAGGUCCACGGUGUGCGCUAUGGACAGCCUGCAGCCAGCGAAGCAGCAGAGGUGCCCUCAAGCAGUGGUGGUCCCUUAGUGACAGUGUCUGCACCCUUGCACCAAGUGUCCCCCACAGGUCUGGAGCCCAGCAACAGCCUGCUGAGCACUGAAGCCAAGCUGGUCUCAGCAGCUGGGGGUCCUCUGCCUCCUGUCAGCACCCUAACAGCCCUUCACAGUUUGGAGCAGACAUCCCCAGGCCUCAACCAGCAGCCUCAGAACCUCAUUAUGGCCUCACUGCCUGGGGUCAUGACCAUUGGACCUGGGGAGCCUGCCUCCCUGGGCCCCACAUUUACCAACACAGGCGCCUCCACUCUGGUCAUUGGCCUGGCCUCCACUCAGGCACAAAGCGUGCCUGUUAUCAACAGCAUGGGCAGUAGCCUGACCACGCUGCAGCCGGUCCAGUUCCAGCCACUGCACCCCUCCUAUCAGCAGCCUCUCAUGCCACCUGUGCAGAGCCACGUGGCCCAGAGUCCCUUCAUGGCCACUAUGGCCCAGCUGCAGAGCCCUCAUGCCCUCUACAGCCACAAGCCCGAGGUGGCCCAGUACACACAUACAGGCCUGCUCCCACAGACCAUGCUUAUCACUGACACCACCAACCUGAGUGCGCUCGCCAGCCUCACGCCCACCAAACAGGUCUUCACAUCAGACACGGAGGCCUCCAGUGAAUCGGGGUUGCACACGCCAGCAUCUCCAGCCACCACUAUCCACAUACCCAGUCAGGACCCUGCUAGCAUCCAGCACCUGCAGCCUGCCCACCGGCUCAGCGCCAGCCCCACAGUGUCCUCCAGCAGCCUGGUGUUGUACCAGAGCUCUGAUGCCACCAACGGACACAGCCACCUGCUGCCAUCCAACCAUGGUGUCAUCGAGACCUUCAUCUCUACGCAGAUGGCCUCUUCCUCCCAGUAACCAUGGUGACCACCUCCCAGGGGCCAGGCCCUAGAGCCUGCACUGCCUGCCUGGGGGGUGAUGAGGGCUGCAGCCACACGGUCUGGAGGACCUCGAAGCCUGCCAUGCUUCUGCUGCUGUCUUUCCUGGAAAACUCUGUCUUGGUCCCUUUGUCAGCACUAGAAAGGGACAGUUCCACGGGGGUCCUGGCCUGAAGGAGGGCUGUGUCAGCUGAACAAGAGUGGACCACGGAGAGCCAGGAGCAGUCUGUUCCUGGUAGGAUUCUAAAAGGCCCAUCCCUACUGCUCAGGAUAAAACACUUAUUAUUUAGAACAGAAGGGGCAGGCUUUGGCUUUGGAACUCCC
Molecule: messenger RNA, 2398 nt
Organism: Castor canadensis (American beaver)
Lineage: Eukaryota; Metazoa; Chordata; Mammalia; Rodentia; Castoridae
Gene: Hnf1a
Product: HNF1 homeobox A
Biological process (GO): regulation of transcription by RNA polymerase II; insulin secretion; positive regulation of DNA-templated transcription
Cellular component (GO): nucleus
Molecular function (GO): DNA-binding transcription factor activity, RNA polymerase II-specific; RNA polymerase II cis-regulatory region sequence-specific DNA binding
Source: RefSeq, a predicted model, not a curated record